Fusarium tjaetaba is the source of this 3198-nucleotide messenger RNA. Its product is annotated as sugar transporter STL1. The coding region runs from base 1 to 3198 and encodes 1065 amino acids. Gene Ontology annotation, molecular function: carbohydrate:proton symporter activity. The transcript is spliced from 10 exons. Gene Ontology annotation, biological process: transmembrane transport; carbohydrate transport. The record is from RefSeq and is a predicted model, not a curated record. NCBI's taxonomy places the organism in Eukaryota, Fungi, Ascomycota, Sordariomycetes, Hypocreales, Nectriaceae. Gene Ontology annotation, cellular component: membrane.
AUGAUUCCACGAACAACAACUGAAAGCUCCAUCGCGAGUGUUACUUCGACCACAGUCGGCUCCACAACUGCAUCCAGCUUCGUCGACACCACUACGGUCGCGGCCUCUUCCACUUUGACCUCAGAUGAAGAAUCGAGCACCAUAGUUACGGAAUCCAUCAGCAGCGCAGAGACGUCUCUCGACCCCGAGGAAACGUCAACCACUGCCUUGUCGACCACCGAAGCCACAACGACCGAGAUUGCUACGACAACUGAAGCUGCUACUACUACCGACACAACGACUACAUCGGAAGCCCCAUCGGCUGUGCCCUUCCUCAGCAAUGCUGGAUUCGAUGAUUACGCUUCAUCCCUCGCGCCCUGGGAACUCCAAACCGGCGAGAAUACCGUAUCCAUUGCCUCAGACGUCAAACAUGAUGGACGCAAUUCCGCUCUCAUGGUCCAAGGAAUGAGGGGUACCGUAGACUACAUCAGGCAGCCGCUCCGGGGUUCCAUUACUGCUGGUGUUGCAUAUACCAUGUCCGCUUGGGUCAAAGCAGAUAUGUUUUGCCCUGGUGUCGCGCUCAUCUGCACAUAUCAAACCAACAAUUUCGAUGAUCCAGAGGGUAUCCUUCUUACCUCGCAUGUGGACGAGUGGACGCAUGUUUCUUCGACUUGCACUUAUACACAGGAGCAGGUUGAUUCUGGGGAAUACUUUGACCUUGUAUUAUUACUCUUUGACAAGAUGGUGGACCAUAAAGAAAUACUCCGACCAAAGUAUAGUUUCGAUGAUAUCCCAUCCCUAGCAGGCAAAGUCGCCCUCGUCACAGGAGCCAAUACUCCAGAUGGUGUCGGUUAUCACAUUGCACAUCAACUCGCCCUCAAGGGAGCAAAAGUCUACAUCGGCACCCGCAAUCUACAAAAAGCAACAAAAGCUAUUAGAACCAUGCUUGCCGAAUCACCAGAGCUAAAACCCGAAUCUCUCGUUCCAUUUGCGGUUGACAUGGGAAAUUUCAAACAAGUCCAAUUCGCUGCGAGAAAAGUCGUCGCAGAAGAGCCUCGGCUUGAUAUCCUGGUCAACAACGCUGCUGUUCUCGCUAGACCUCUUGAUAAAGAUGGAAAUGGCAUCUCGGUUUCUUUUGGCAUUAAUCAUCUGGGCCCUUUUCUUCUGACUAGGGAGUUGUUACCGCUGCUUAAUAAGACUCAGGCUGAACAUCCUGGUGUGCGGAUUGUGAAUGUUGCUUCGACGGCUCACUACGAUGUUCCGACGGGUGCAAAGUUUGGAUCGCUGGAGGACUUUAAUACUACUUACGGGAGUGAGGAUGAAUCAUCCGCUAAUUAUCUUCGAUAUGGCUACUCCAAACUCGCAAGCAUUUUGCACACUAAAGAGCUUCAGCGUCGUUUUGACCAGCAAGGCAUUGAUAUUCUUGCACUCAGUGUCCAUCCUGGAGGAGUUGCAACGAAUGGAGCGGCAGGAUACCUUGGAGGUAGAGAUAACGACAUCUUCCGAUCGAACCUCUCACCUUUCGAGGGUGCCAUUACACCUCUAUUUGCCGCUGCUCAUCCGGAACCAGCUCGACAGAGAGAUAAGUAUGCUGGGUCGUUUAUCAUGCCGUUCGGUGGACUGAAAGAACCAACUGAGGACGCGAAUAACGUCGAGUUGGCGAAACAACUCUGGACAACGUCUGAGAAGGUGGAUUAUGUCAUAAUGAGAACUUGGUUCGGUCGUGGCAAGAAACUGCAGCGCGCGGUAACAUCAUGCUGUCUCUGCGCUUUUGUUCUUUACGGCUAUGAUCAAGGUGUCUUUGGAGGCAUUCUCGAGAACGAGGAUUGGAUGCGACAGUUUAAUGAUCCUGGCGAUACUUUGACUGGAUUCAUUACCUCAAGCUAUAAUCUGGGCUGUUUGUUGGGGUGUUUUAAGAAUUUCUUUGUUGGUGAGAAGCUUGGUAGGAGGUGGACUAUUUGGGUGGCCAUGGGUUGGAUCCUUGUUGGGGCUGCGUUGCAAGCAACUGCAUUUACACGAGGACAUCUCAUCGUGGGGCGGGUUGUAACUGGUUUUGGCACCGGUCUCAAGACCUCUACUGUCCCCAUGUAUCAAUCCGAACUUUGUGAGGGUACAAAGCGUGGUCGUCUCGUCUCGGCAGAAGUCAUGUUCGUUGGUAUCGGCAUCGCCUUCGCAUACUGGUGGGAUUUUGCCUUUAGCUUCGUCGGUGGGCCCUUCGCAUGGCGAUGGCCUCUCGCUUUUCAAGCUGUCUUUGCAUUCUGGGUCAUCUUUGUGGUGUUUGGUGUACCGGAGUCGCCUCGUUGGUUGCUCAAUCAUGGAAAGAGACAAGAGGCCGUCGAAGUGCUGUCAGCAGUCUAUGAUAAAUCAAUUGACCAUCCUGAUAUUCAGCGAGAGGUUCAGUCAAUCGAGGCGGCUUUAUCGAUGGAAGCCGAAGCAGAGGGAAGUGCUUCUUGGGCUUCGACCUUUAGGAAGGAUAAGGUCAGCACGAGAUACCGAGUCUUCCUUGCUUGGUUCGUGCAGUUUAUGAACCAGGCUGGUGGCAUCAACCUGGUCGUUUACUACAUCUUAACUGUUCUGACCGCCAACGUCGGGCUGGAACACAGGCUGGCCCAGAUCAUCGCCGGCUGUAUCCAGCUGAUGUUUCCCAUCGGAUCCUUACUCCCUACGCUAGCUUUGGACAAGAUGGGUCGUCGGUCUACCAUGAUGUGGGGAUCUGCUGGGCUGUCUUUCUCGAUGAUGAUGGUAGCCGCACUCUUAUCUCAGGCAGAUGAUACAUCACGAGGUCGAGCAUUUGCUGCUGGAUCAGUAGCUUUCUUCUUUACAUACAUGCUUGUGUUUGGUGCCAGCAUGAACUGCGUUCCGUGGGUUUACGUCCCCGAAAUCCUCCCUCUUCAUGCUCGAACCAAGGGGACUGCCAUUGGCGUCAGUUCCAACUGGCUUUGGAAUUUUACAGUAGUCAUGAUUACUCCCAUCCUCAUCAAUCGUCUUCAGUGGAAGGCAUAUUUAAUCUUUAUGGCCACCAACCUCAUUUUCGUUCCGAUCAUCUUCUUUUUAUACCCCGAGACAUCUAACCUAGCUCUUGAAGAAGUUGACUACAUCUUUGCUCGUGGCGAGAAUACUGUUCAAGUGGCUAGGGAGAUGCAGAAAGAACUUGCUCUUCAUGGACGCCUGGCGGAUGAUAGAUAUCCUGAGAACGCAACAAAGGUGGAAAAUAUCUAG